CCUCAGAGGAACUUCACACAGUUUCUCCUGGACAUUGACCGAUUUCGAGAGGGUGCUGUGCAAUAGACUGGAAUCAUCUGGUGUGUGUGGUCAUGGAUGUUCCCGCCCUAGUAUGGCUGGUGUUGCUUUUGGCGAGUGGACGGCUGCCUGAAACGGAGGGCAGCACUCAGCAGUUUGACAGCAGUGAUGAAGGUCCGGAGGUUGAAUUCCUGUCGACCUCUCGCACACGAAGGGCCCCCAAGCCUCCUCCGCAAGACAAGUGCUCCUACACCUUCAUCGUACCCCAGCAGAAGGUUACGGGAGCCAUCUGUGUGAAUUCCAAAGAGCCAGAGGCUGUGCUGGAGAACCGUGUCAAUAAGCAGGAGCUGGAACUCCUCAAUUCUGAAUUACACAAGCAGAAGAGACAAAUCGAGACUCUGCAGCAGCUUGUAGAAGUCGACGGCGGCAUCGUCAAUGAGGUGAAGCUUUUGCGCAAGGAGUCCCGUAAUAUGAAUUCCCGAGUGACACAGUUAUACAUGCAGCUGCUGCAUGAGAUCAUCCGCAAGAGGGACAAUGCGCUGGAGCUCUCGCAACUGGAGAACAAGAUCCUCAACCAGACCUCCGAGAUGCUGCAGCUUACAAACCGCUAUAAAGAUCUGGAGCAUAAGUAUCAGCACCUCGCCUCACUGGCCAAUAACCAGUCAGCGCUAAUUGCUCUUCUUGAGGCGCAGUGUCAGAGAGGACCACCAGUUGUGGUCCCCAGGGUACCGGUCCAGCCUCAGCCCCAACCGCAACCUCAACCCAGACCCUCACCACCCCUCAAUAAGCCCUACCAGCCGCCAACCUUUAGCCGCAACAACCAAUUCACCAACGAGAUCCAGAGCGAUCAGAACCUCAAAGUGCCACCUGCCCCGCUUCCCACCAUGCCAGGAGGAACUCACAGUCCAUCCACAACAAACAAACCCUCCGGUGAGUCUCACAAAUGCCUCAGGAAAUUAGAAGACGGUCACACUAACAGUGGCAUGCACCUAGUGAAGCCAGAGAACACCAACAAGCUGAUGCAGGUGUGGUGUGAUCAAAGACAGGAUCCUGGCGGCUGGACAGUCAUCCAGAGAAGAAUGGAUGGCUCCGUCAACUUCUUUAGAAACUGGGAGACAUAUAAGCAAGGCUUUGGAAACAUCGAUGGAGAGUACUGGCUGGGCCUGGAGAACAUAUACUGGAUAACCAGCCAGGCGAACUACAAGCUGCUGGUCACCUUAGAGGACUGGUCUGGACGCAAGACAUUUGCAGAGUACGCAAGUUUCCGCCUUGAACCUGAGAGCGACUUCUACAGGCUUAGGGUGGGCCGCUACCACGGUAACGCUGGUGACUCCUUAACUUGGCAUAACGGGAAGCAGUUCACCACUCUGGACAGGGAUCAUGACGUAUACACAGGCAACUGUGCCCACUACCAAAAAGGAGGCUGGUGGUAUAAUGCCUGUGCCCACUCAAAUCUGAAUGGCGUGUGGUACAGGGGAGGUCACUACCGCAGCCGCUAUCAGGACGGCGUGUACUGGGCUGAAUUCAGAGGAGGCGCCUACUCCCUCAAGAAGGUUGUGAUGAUGAUACGACCCAACCCCAACACCUUCCACUGAGCAGCACAUAAACACAGGGGAUGAACUGAUAACUGCUCCCCAACGGUCGCCGUUCACCCUAUAAAGUGUGAUUCAUUUGUGGUUUGGCUUCCUACGUAACAAACAGUGUCUUGGCUGAUGUAGCUGAGAGGCAACACCAAAUUGUCAGGGACUACAAAAGAAAGCUCUAUUAAGUGCUAUUUACAAUGCAGAAAAUGAAGUGUGAUGAAUUGGCUUGUUUUCCUUACAAUAACUUGUCACUAGGAAGUCAUCUAAUAAAAACAUAUGAACAUGAUGUGCUUUUUCACUCUAGUUCAGUCAAAUCAAAUGAACCUGUUCUUUUUUAAAUAUACAGUGCAAUUGUGAAUCUGUUGUCAGUUGAUUAGAAUUAUUUUAUGAAAUAGCAUCAGUACUAAAUAAGACACAGGACAUCCA
This is a messenger RNA of Sinocyclocheilus grahami, 2027 nucleotides long. Its product is annotated as angiopoietin-related protein 2-like. NCBI's taxonomy places the organism in Eukaryota, Metazoa, Chordata, Actinopteri, Cypriniformes, Cyprinidae. The transcript is spliced from 6 exons. The coding region runs from base 93 to 1613 and encodes 506 amino acids. Gene Ontology annotation, biological process: blood coagulation. The record is from RefSeq and is a predicted model, not a curated record.